AUGGAGCAGUUGGUGAAUAGUCCGCGCGGUUUAUUUUCGCUGGUUUAUUUUCGUCAUCCUUCCAUCAUCGGUUUUUUUCGUCAUCCUCCCACCUCUGCUUACUCGCUGCCCUCCAUCGAAAUAAACCGGUGCCAAAAAAAUCCGUCGUUCUAUCCUACGAUCUCUCAAGGACGCCCCAACCCCCAAUACGAGCCGCCGCCGAGAUCCAAGACGAGCCGCCGCGGAGGACCGAGUGGAGCCGCCGCCGGCGCUGGCCAGGCUCCCCACGAUGUGCGCGCCGGGGCGCCGCUCCCGCUCCCGCAGCCGAGCAUAGCAGCAGCGGCGGAACCCCGCCGCCGGCGAGCUCUCUCUGGCGGAGGAGGGCGGGGGCGAGCUCGCUGUCUCCCUCGCGCUCAACACCAGCGGGACGCAGGCUUCGACGUGGCCACCUACAUAGGCGCGCUCCAGGCAAGGCGCUUCGGGAGGUGGAUUCUUUGGUCGCCGCGGAUGGCAUCCACGCACGACCUCGUGACACAGAAACUUUGCCAAACUUCUGGUGGGCGUCGUGUGCACCACAGACGCGCAGUUCAAAGGCAGAGGUAUGAUUGGAAUAAUCAACUUUUGAUGUCAGUGCAAAGCACAUCAAUGCCUUUUGUCCAAUUACUAGAAGCUGUGGCUUGUUUGAUAAAUCUUAAACUGUCGUGGAACUGCAAAGUAGUUGGGUAUCUUCAGCAGAAAAAGAUUUAUUGCUUAUUUCGGGGAAUUAUCAGUGCAGUACCGCAAAAUGCAAGAAAUAUGGAGCACUGUGAUAUAUCUGCUAUGGAGCAAGUUCUCAUGCUUACUGCUUCACAUGUUGGUGGUAAUCAAUGUUGUUGUCCAGCUGUGGAUCCAAGUUGGAGUUUUUCCUUGCAGCUUCUAUCCAUUCUUUUGGCAUCGUUUGCCAAACUUCAAGAAGGUUUUCUAUGCUAA
Messenger RNA from Triticum turgidum subsp. durum (durum wheat), 948 nucleotides. The record is from the annotation of a GenBank genome assembly. NCBI's taxonomy places the organism in Eukaryota, Viridiplantae, Streptophyta, Magnoliopsida, Poales, Poaceae.